This is a messenger RNA of Gaeumannomyces tritici R3-111a-1, 801 nucleotides long. RefSeq lists its product as hypothetical. Gene Ontology annotation, cellular component: nucleus; cytoplasm. Gene Ontology annotation, molecular function: protein-folding chaperone binding; protein folding chaperone. The transcript has 2 exons. NCBI's taxonomy places the organism in Eukaryota, Fungi, Ascomycota, Sordariomycetes, Magnaporthales, Magnaporthaceae. The record is from RefSeq and is a predicted model, not a curated record. The coding region runs from base 1 to 801 and encodes 266 amino acids.
AUGUCCUCCCAGCCCACCUUCAACUACUACUCCGAGCUGGGCGUCGACCCGUCGGCGUCGGCCGCCGAGAUCAAGGCUGCCUACCACCGUCUUGCCCUUCAGCACCACCCCGACAAGAACCAGGCAAACAAAGACGAUGCCACCGUAAAGUUCCAGCGAGUGAACGAGGCGGCCGAGGUCCUCAUGGACGAGACCAGGCGCCGCAACUACGACGCCAGGUCCCAGGGCGCCCAGCACAUAUCGCCGACAGCUGCAGCCAUGCGGGCCUGGGUCUGGGCCAACAUUGUCGAACCUAGCUUGCGUGAGCAAGCUGACCUCGAGCGCGAGCACGAGGCCCAGGUCCAGGCAAGGGCCAGGAGGGCCGCCGAGAACGAGGCGCACCGCAAGGCCAAGGAGAAGGCACUCCGCCAGGCCCAAGAGAUCGAGGCGAAGAGAGUCGCCGAUGAGGAGGCCCGCCGCGCCGCCAAGGAUGCAGCGGCCAAGGCCGCGGUCGAGGAGAGUGAGCGCCGCAGGGCCGACGAGGAGGCCUCCCAGGUGCGGGCCUGGGUCCUCGCCGGGGCCGUCACGGACCAGCAGAAGCGGGAGGAGUGCCUCCACUCGGAGUACUGCGCCAAGACGGUGCAGAGGAGGAAGGUCAGGUGCGGCUGCUGUGCCGUCAAGCGCGGCAUCGUCGCCUUCGUGUGCCCGUACUGCGACGAGACCCUCUGCUCGCUCUGCGUCCAGAACUUCACGCAGGCCAGGAAGGAGCGCAUGGAGGAUGAGGAUGCGGGAAGAGUCGCUGAGAGCUGCCAGACCAUUUAA